AUGCGUCUCUCUGCAGCACUGUACUCCCCAACCCCUUGGCUCGGACGCUUGAAAUCAGCACAAUUGCAGCGCAUCGCGCGCGCAACGGGCAUCCAAUCGUCUGGUACGAAGGGUGUUCUUAUUGAGCGCAUUGCAACAGAGUUGACGUUGCAUUCACAGUCACAGGCGCAGUUGCAGUUGCAGUUGUCGGCUGCCGCAGAUGGUGUUGCAGAUGGUGUCACUAGUAUUCCCAAUCACAGUUCUACUGCUAGUGACAGCACCAGCAUAAGCCAAGAUCGACAGAUCGAUCGGCGAUCGGUAUCGACGAAAAGUCACGCAAGCAAGACAAAGACCGAGACCAAGUCAGCAGACUUGUCAAAAUCAAGCCCCGCAAAGCAAUGGAGCAUCCUUAGCAUCGAUAUGGGGAUUCAGAACCUCGCAUUCGCGCAUCUGCUCGUGCCCCGCUCUAAUGCCCCAGGUGUCGGGAUAGACACAGCACAUCCCCGGGCGCCGGUGUUAACAGCCUGGCACCGACUCGCCAUUUCUGAGAUAUCAAGUUUGAACUUAAUACCCGGGGAUAAUACCGGUUUGGUCAAGCCCGCUGAAUCAAUAUCCGGGUCUGAUGGCGCCACAGAAUCAUCGCAAUCUAUUCUCCCAAUAGGAACGGAGAAAGACAGUCCCGCGAAGAUCGCCAAAUCUACAAAAGAAGAAAAUUUAUACUACCCAGACAUCUACGCUGAAAAUGCAUACACCCUAAUCGCAUCACUCAUAGCCGCCUACCGUCCCACUCACGUGCUUAUAGAGCGCCAGCGCUUCCGCUCAGGCGGCGGGAGUGCCGUUCUUGAAUGGACACUGCGUGUUGGCAUUAUGGAGGGCAUGUUGUAUGCCGUUCUUCAAACGCUACGGCAGGAGAGGGGCGGGGAUGUUGCGGAUUUGGUUGUUCGCGGUGUUGAACCGAGUCGGGUAGUUAGGUAUUGGCUCGAGGGUGGAUCUGGGUCAUCAAUUCCCGGGAAAGGGAAGGUGGGUGAAAAAUCAGAAGUCGAGAAAAAGACGAAGAAACUCAAUGCGCGAGAAGUGAAGAAGGCUAAGAUCGAUAUUGUCGGACGGUGGCUCUCUGCUGCGAUGCAGAACACCAAUGCUUGUCCAGACACGGACGAUGGUCUUAAGAGACUGGAGCUCGGUAUUGCUGCCGACAAUAAGAUCGUGCUCGCUGAUCAAUCUGUGUCUCCUGCUCUGCAUGGUGUUGCGGGUGCGUAUAUGCGGAAAUGGCAGGGUCAGACGCAGACGAAGAAGGGGAAAGGGAAAGGGUCUCGCUCCCCAUCGCCCAUAUCCCCUCAGUCUGAUAUAGGGGACGAGGUGGGUGCUGUUGAUCCGAAGAAACUCGAUGAUCUAGCCGAUUGUUUAUUACAGGGUGUGACCUGGGUUGAAUGGCAGAUUACGCGGGAGCGGAUUGCGAAGGAAGGGCUUGAGGCAUUAGAUUCAAUACCAUAG
Molecule: messenger RNA, 1470 nt
Organism: Penicillium robsamsonii
Lineage: Eukaryota; Fungi; Ascomycota; Eurotiomycetes; Eurotiales; Aspergillaceae
Exons: 1
Coding region: 1-1470 (489 amino acids)
Cellular component (GO): mitochondrion
Molecular function (GO): flap-structured DNA binding; DNA endonuclease activity; Y-form DNA binding
Source: RefSeq, a predicted model, not a curated record